AUGCAACUUGUUCACGACCGCUCGCCGACGGCCACGCGUGCCGUCCGAUCCUCAAACAUCGCCUACUGCGCUGAGGGAAUGUGUGUGGAGUCACGGCGUGUUUUUGAGCAUUGUUGUUCAGCGGAGUGCGGCCGACCGUGGGGCAGCGGAGCCGCCGGUGUGCGGACUGACGGAGCGCCGGGGCGCGCAGCCGCGCCGCCGCCGCCGCCCAUUCAACCGCCGCGCCACGCCGCUGCGCGCUGUCCCGACCUUGUCUCCUCCGCGCUCUGCCUGCACGAGGUCCUCGCUCCGAGCGCGAGCCGCACCACGCACGCCACGCACGCCGCACCACCGCGCGCCACGCGCCAAGCGCCACGUCGCAUCAUCGUACCACUGAACCACCCUGCCACAUCUGAAACUAGAUUGAAAAGUCACGAAAAUUGA
This is a messenger RNA of Spodoptera littoralis (African cotton leafworm), 423 nucleotides long. NCBI's taxonomy places the organism in Eukaryota, Metazoa, Arthropoda, Insecta, Lepidoptera, Noctuidae. The record is from the annotation of a GenBank genome assembly.